This is a messenger RNA of Tilletiopsis washingtonensis, 3793 nucleotides long. RefSeq lists its product as hypothetical. Gene Ontology annotation, biological process: copper ion import; iron ion transport; intracellular iron ion homeostasis. The record is from RefSeq and is a predicted model, not a curated record. Gene Ontology annotation, cellular component: plasma membrane. Gene Ontology annotation, molecular function: ferric-chelate reductase activity. The transcript is spliced from 2 exons. Lineage: Eukaryota; Fungi; Basidiomycota; Exobasidiomycetes; Entylomatales. Bases 75 to 3632 code for a protein of 1185 amino acids.
CCACCACACCCUCGCACCGCUCAUCCACCCUCUCUCCACUGCAGCGAGAGCGCCGCGCCGCCGCGCCGCCAGCCAUGAGCGUCUAUGUCCCGCCGGCCGGCAGCGGCGGCGGCAGCUCCGGCUCCUCGGGCAGCGGCGGCGGCUUCUGCUCCGGCGGCUGCGGCACGCUGGCCGACAACCAGCGCACCUACCUCGCCGGCUACUUCAACGCACACAUGCUCAGCAAGCCCAGCUGGCGCUACAUGUACCUGCUCUGGCUCGUCGCUGCGGCACUGGCGCUCGUCGUGGCGGCAGGGCAUCAUCUGCGCUUCCGCGCGCGCAGCGGCAGCCUCGGCGCACGCUGGCUGCGCUGGACCAUCCGCAGCCGCACCAUUCCGCUCGGCAGACGAGAGGCCAGCGCGGCAGGGCACAGCCAUCCGCGCACCACGGCCGGCAAUGCCGCCCGCAUGCUCAGCCAGCCCGCCGCACAUGCGCCGCCCGCCAGGCGCCGCCGCACGCUCGUGCUGCCGCCCAUCGGCACGCUGUGCAUGGGCUUUGUGCUGCUCGUCAUCCCCGUGCUGCUCACGCUCAUCGGCGCCGACUACGUGCGCCCCUCGGCGGGCGUGUUUGACCUCGCGGCGUCGUUCCCCAACAUCACCGACCCCACGCAGUCGCUGACGGCGCUGCCGCAAGUGUCGCGGCGCGGCGAGGAUGUGCAGGGCGCUGCACAGCUGGCGCGCCGCCGCCUGCACUGGGGCCUGGGCCGCUUUCCCGCCGUCACCACCAUCGUGGCGACCGUCACGAUUCCCUACCGCACCUGGUGGACCGCCGGCGGGCGCACGGGCAUCAUGACCAACGCCCUCGUGCCCAUGGUCGUGCUGCUGGCGCUCAAGGCACCGCCGUUUGCGCUGCUCGCCACGCGCGCCCUCGGCGGCUUCGGCUUUGACCGCCUGGCCUUCCUGCACAAGUGGGGCGGACGCCUCGUGUGGCUCUUUGCCGCCGUGCACGUGGCGCUGUGGAGCGUGCAGCUGCGCAUCGACUAUGCCUUCGGCGGCAACAUGUGGGCCUUUGUCUUUCUCUGGCAGCGCUUCCGCUGGGGCUUCGUCUCGUUCGGCUUCCUCACGCUCCUCACGCUCCUCUCCAUCGGCCCGAUCCGCCGCGACUACUACGAGUUCUUCUACGUGGCGCACAUCGUCUGCGCCAUCGGCACCAUGGUCGCUGCCGCGCUGCACCACCCGCCGCUGGGCAUGUGGCUGUGGGCGCCGCUGGCGUGGUGGGGCGCCGAGCGCAUCUACCGGGCUGCGCGCACGGCGUGGACGAACGGCGUGGGCUUUGCCGGGCGCAAGCCGCAGUUUGUCGUCGGCGAGCAGAGCUGGCCGGGCGAGAAGCCGCCGGCGUGGCACGGCGCACCGCAUGGCGGCCCGCAGCACGGCGGAGCGCAGUAUGGCGGGCCGCAGCAUGGCUACCCGGACGCACCGCUCGCGGGCCCGCCGCCGGGCUGGGCCUCGCGUGUCGGCCCGCUGAGCAGCCAGGGCGGCCACUCCGUCGACAGCUCGUCGGCGACGAUGCUCAGCAGCCCGCCCAGCAAGACCGCGUGGCUGUCGCACGACUCGCAGCCCGUGCGCGGCGGAGCUCCGCUGCAGCACGAGCGGAUAGCGCUGCACGACGAGCCGGCAGGCAUGCAGAUGCAGAAGCUGCACGGCCAAGAUCUGGCGGGCAACGGCCUCGACCGGCGGAGAACGCGGCGCUCGGCGCGCUACGACCCUGUCUCCGAUGUGAUCGACGACUACUCGAUGGACGGCGCAGAGACGAAGCGCUUCAGCAGCAGUGCCGACCUGUACAACCAGGCGUACAGCUCGAGCGACAGUGCCUGGUCCGCGCAUGUGGCCCACGCGCCGCUGCCGCCGCCACACUUCACGCACAUGCAGAGCGAGCUGUCGGCUAGCUCGCACACGAGCCACGCCACGGCGCCCUACCCGCCGCCGUUCGGACAUCAGGCGCAGGGCAGCUUCUCGGCGUCCGGCUCGCGCCCCACCACGCCGCGCGCGCUGCAGUCGCAUGCGCCGCGCCCCGCCAUGGGCGCCGACAUUGCCGCCGUGAUCCGGCCGGGCUUUGCCUUUGCGCAGGUGCUGCCGGGCAAGACGCUGCGCUUGACGCUGCGCACGCCGAACGCCGUCUCGUGGCGCCCGGGGCAGUACGUCAACCUCAACGUGCCGGCGGUGCGCUGGUGGGAGAGCCAUCCGUUCACCGUCGCCUCGGCCUACGACGCCAACUUCAAGUCGUCGACCAUCUUCGGCGACGACGACGAGACGCCGAGCGGCCGUGCCAAGGGCGAGGAGCGUACCAUGGUGCUGCUGUUGCGUGCGCGCCACGGCUUCACACGGCAUCUGUGGAACUACGUCUGCGACCGGCGCGAGGAGCAGCUGAUCGCCGCGGGCCAGGCGGCACGCAAGGCGACGACGGGUGUGCACGUGCGUGCGCUCGUCGACGGGCCAUACGGCUCGACGGCGAGCGUGCGCUGGGGCGAGCAUGCCAGCGUGCUCAUCAUCUGCGGCGGCUCGGGCGUGUCGUACGGCAUGGCCGUGCUCGAGCAUCUCUGCGCCUGCCUCUCGCAGGCGCGCCAGAAGGGCUUCGUCACGACGCGCGUGCGCUUCGUGUGGAUGCUGCGCGAGUUCAGCCACCUGCAGUGGGUCGCCUCGGCGCUGCGCCGCUGCACCGAGCUCGUCGGCGCACACCAGCUGCAGGUCGACCUCUUCGUCACGCACUUCAACCAGAUCGAGACGCGCGUGCCCGCGCAGCCGGCAUCGUAUGGCGCUGCCUCCUCGCACGCACCCGGCCCAUCGGACGCCAGCGCCGCUGGCUUCACCGAGGCCGACGCGGCACAGGGCGAGGAGUUCAACGUCGACGCCUACGACCUGACGCAGUUCGAGGGCGAGGACUACAGCGCGCCCUCGGCGACGGAGAUGAAGAUCAACGAGCGCCUGCACUCGGAGGGCAAGCUGCGCCGCGCAAAGACGCGGCGCGCCACGAUGCGCAAGAAGGCCGGACGCGGAGGUGCAGCUAGUCGGCCCGGGCGCGCGAAUGCGCCGCCGAUGCCAUCGACGCAGCUCGACCUCGGCGAGCCGUCGGGCCCGCUGGGCGACGGCGCCCUGCUUGCGCCUCCGAAUCCGUUCGCCGACGACGGCUACACUUCGUCUGGCCCGCCGUCGCCGAACCUGCUGCCUCUUCUCUCGCCGGGCGUCGUGCCCGAGCUGCCCGUCAAGCGCGAGCGACCGCCGAGCAUGCUCAAGACGCAGAGCUCGUCGGGGCUCAGCGCCUACGCCGGCAGCACGCACGGCCUGCUUGCGCCCGACGUCGAGUCGCAGGCGGACAAGGACGAGGUGCUGCUGGACCUCGACGCCGACGAGGACGCCGACGUGCGCCACGUCGCCGAGCUGGCGCACCCGGGCCGCCCGCGCCUCGACCGCAUCGUGCAGGAGGAGGCGCGCGCCGCACGAGGCAGCUCGCUCCUCGUCACGAGCUGCGGGCCCAGCAGCCUGGGUGCGCUGCUGCGCGCCGUCGUCGCCAAGGAGAUCGACCCGCAGGGCAUCGGCAAGGGCACGGCGCCGCGCAUCGAGCUGCGCAACGAGACGUACGACUGGGGCGGCUCGUAGACGGCCGCGGCCCACCUGCUCCAUCUCUGUCCCUUCCUCGCCCUCUUCGGAGGCCCUGCAUCUGUAGCUGUACGCGCAUCAAUCAUCCACGUCUGUCAACACACGCUGUGACCCUCCGAGCGAGCCUCUCGGCACGCGCUUCGUUCAGAUGACGCGAUUCA